GGCGAGCUGAGAGAGAGAGAGAGGAGAGAGAGAGAAGAGAGAGAGAGAGAGAGAGAGAGAGAGAGAAGACAGACAGACAGACACACACACCAAACUUUGUCACGCUUGCUGCUGCACCGACGCUCAUCUCCGUAACACACCGGGACACAGAGGAAAACUUCCCCCCACGACUGGUGUUGUGCCAUUAGCCCCUGGGCCUCUCCCUCAACCUUUUCCAACUGUGUGAAGACAAGUGAAAAGAAGUUUUAAUGAAUCAGUAUUCGCUAGCCGACGCCAUGACAGACAACUUGAGGAUUUUAUAAUUCUCUCCGGAGGAAGAGCGUCGCAUCUUGUAAGGAGCCACAGAGGAAACUUCACAGUUCCGAAGUUAUCAGAGUCUAAUAUGGGAUUUGGUGUGCUGGGGGUGUUUCUGGGGCUGCUCCUAGAGGUCUCCACCCAUGGACCCCAUGCUGUGCCUCGAACGUCCUGGAGACACCAAGAUUUAGAUCUGAUGGAGUUUUCAGAGCCUGACAUCUUCAACUAUUCUACGUUGUUGCUGAGUGAGAAAAAGGAUGCACUGUAUGUGGGAGCCCGGGAGGCCAUCUUUGAGCUCAGCAAGAAGAAUGUGACAGUCAGAAACAACAAGGUUCAGUGGACAGUUGCAGAAAACCCUAUGAUGAUGUGCACGCUAAAAGGAAAAUCAAAAGAGAGGGAUUGUCUGAACUACAUUAGAGUGCUCCAAGUUGUAGACGAUGAGCGUCUGUACGUCUGCGGCACACACGCCUUUCAACCUCAGUGUGACUACUUGAACCUCGCAGACUUCUCGUUGGUCGGUCGACCUGAAGACGGCAGGGGGAAGUGCUCCUUUGACCCCUCACAAAGCUUUACUACUGUCAUGGUUGACGGAGAGCUGUACUCGGGGACAGUUUAUAACUUCUUAGGCAGUGAACCGAUUAUUUCCAGAUACUCUCCAUCGCAGUCUCUGCUGAGGACAGAGUACUCCACAUCAUGGCUCAAUGAGCCCAGUUUUGUUUUUGCCGACGUGAUUAGGGAAGGGACAAACAGAGUAGAUGGCGAGGAUGAUAAAAUCUACUACUUCUUUACUGAGGUGUCAGUGGAGUAUGAAUUCUUUGGCAAGCUGCUCAUCCCCAGGGUGGCGCGCGUCUGUAAGGGUGACCUCGGGGGGCAGCGCACUCUGCAGAAGAAAUGGACGUCCUUCCUGAAAGCUAAGCUGGUGUGCUCCAUGCCUGAGCUCAACUUCGUCUUCAACGUAGUACAUGAUGUCUUCAUCCUAAAGGGGGCAGACUUGAGGGACACGGUCAUCUAUGGGGUCUUCACCUCCCAGUGGGGUAAUGUGGGUUUGUCAGCAGUGUGUGCUUACAACAUGACAGCUGUGGAAGAGGUCUUCUCUAAGGGCAAGUACAUGCAGAAGGCCACAGUGGAGCAGUCCCACACUAAGUGGGUCCGGUACAACGGCAUCACUCCUUCUCCGCGUCCAGGAGCAUGUAUCAACAACCUGAUGCGACAGCAGAACAUUAGCAGCUCUCUCCACCUGCCAGACAAGACCCUUCAGUUUGUGAAGGACCACCCCCUGCUGGAGGAUCCCGUCCUGCCCAUUGGCAACGGGCCUCGCCUCAUCACCAAAGACGUAAAUUACACUCAGAUCGUUGUGGAGAGGGUCCGGGCGCUCGACACGAACAUUUAUGACGUCAUCUUCACUGGAACAGAUAAAGGAGUCCUGCACAAGUCAGUGGUGUUUGAAGGAGAAGUGCAUAUUGUGGAGGAGAUCCAGCUCCUGAAGAACUCUGAGUCAAUCAAGAACCUGCUGUUGUCCUCUGAGACACGAUCCCUGUACGCUGGUUCAGACUCGGGCGUAGUCCAGUCACCCACGGCCUUUUGCGGCAGGUAUCUGUCCUGCGAUGACUGUGUCCUGGCUCGUGACCCGUACUGCGCCUGGGACCCGCACACUGCAGCCUGUGUCAACAUCUUUGAUGUUCCCAGCCAACAGCAUGGGAGGCUAGUCCAAAACCUGAAUGGUGACGCAGACAAGUGUCCUUCAGUGUCAGGUCGGUCUCUGAAGGACUACCAUAGUGUGAAAGUGAAACCGGGGAGCUCUGCCGAGCUGCCAUGCCUGGUGCGCUCCAACCUGGCCCAGGUGAUGUGGAAAUCCAAUGGCUCGGUUCUCACUGAGGCCUCUCGCUUCCACCUCAUAGGCGAAAAUGGUCUCCUUAUUUACAGCGUGGCUCCAGAGGAUCAAGGUCGCUACGAGUGUUGGUCCGUGGAAUGGGCCCCCGCCGCUGGGAAGAACUUCAGCCGCCUCCUGGUGGCAUACGUCCUGACUCUGGAUCUCCCACCCAGACCCCCGCACCAGACAGGCCACGUGACCACCACCCUCGGCAGCCAGGAGACAUCUAGCGCACACGCAGCUGAAGGUAAUAGCAAGACAGACAGAGCCACACUAACUUCAGCCCUCGCCCCUCCCAGCUUCACAGCCACAGUCCAGUUCACCUCCCCACCCCAAACUGACUCAUCACUAACCCCACCCCCCAGCAGCACAAUCAAGUUCCAACAUCUGCCCCCGAGCUCUAGCACUCCUCGUCCAGGCAGCCAGGACCCAGCGGCUGAGUAUUUGCAGCACAACAACAGCACCGCCCUCCUCUUCCUCUUCCUCCUGUUUUUCCUCCUCUUCCUGGCCGCACUGGCGUACAACUGCUACAUGCAGUACCUCCCAGCCCCCUGCCUGCGGCUGCGAGCUGCUCUGCUGGGCAGUCACAAGAGCGCCAAUCAGCCCGAGUAUCGGGCCUGUGAAGCAGGUCUAAUGGAAGCGUCUGCAACUGACAAAAUUAACAUGACGGAGCAGCCGACGCAAAACGGCAGCCAAGCCACUCAAAACCUCCGGGCUCUCCGUGACACUGGGUACGAGACCGAGCCAGAGUGCGGCAAUGGUCGGAUCCCGUCUCACGGCUUUGGAGACGACAGCCCCUCCCAGGAGAAACCCUUCGAUGUGGACUGUGAAUCUCAGCCCAUCCAGUUUGCAGAUGCAGAUGAACCUUACUGCUAGCCAGAAGCCUCUGUUCUGCUUUUGUUUUUCCUAGCAUAGAGACUAUUUAUAGGGGGUCACGCUCUUGCUGCAUCUUCCCACAACAUAUAAGUCUAAGUGGUUUCCUCCUAUGUAAAAGUAUGUUAAGUGUACAGCAUCAGAUGAAGUUUAAUCAUUAUAAUGCUAAAGUCAGGCGCCCCACUUGCCUGUAGAGAUUUAAAUCCUGCUGUCUGAUUUAGGGCUAAUGAUGAUAAAGCAAAAACUGUAUCCACGGAAGCUGCCCCCUCUCAGCUUAGUCCAGCAAGAAAAGCUAUUUCUUAAAUUCCAAAUUGGAAACAUUGUUUACCAAAUUGGUAAGUUACCUUGAUGUUUUCCAAAUUGGAGUUAUGUUCUUGUACAGCCUGGGUGAGAAAUAAUCUCUUGAAGCUUUUGCUUAAUUUUUUUUUUCUUUUUUCGAAGCAAUGUGUAGGCUAUUGGACAUGGGUAAAUGCUUCAACAUUAUAUUCAUUUCUCAGGGAAGAUUUGCUCAGUACAUCAUAGCCUGGCUUUGUUGUACAGUGUUGCCAUCUGCAGCACCUGGUAUGUGGGCCUUAAUCUCACCCAGUGUGGUGGCAAUGUAGGGUUUGAAGGUCAGAAAAAGAGAAAAACAAGUGGACAAGCGACGAACUGCGCAUUAGAAAAAUGCUGGUAUAAAUCCAACCACUGUCUGUGGAGUUGUCUAAAGUGACAGUGUUGAGUUUCUCUGUAUUUUCUUUUUUCGCUCCCUGUGAAUUCGACAUUCCUACAUGGUGACAACUCCGACGGUUCUGUGUAUUAACCUCUACUAGUCAUCUUCGCUGUGGUCUGUUAAUAACAUAAAUAUGUUCAGAAUGACACGAUGUUUGGUGAUAUCCAUCAUCACUUGUUCUUUUUCUAAAAACAGCCCUGGAAACAAUCUGAAGUUAUUUUUAAAGUUUUAGAACAUUUUCAGAGAAUUAUUAUUUAAGAUGAGUCACGUCUGUGGUAAUAUCAUUUUUGUCUAUUGUGUAAGUAGUCGUGAUCUUCCUCCUUUUUGUUUUUUAUUUUAUUUAUUGCAGCCAAUUUUGUUUUUAGAUCCUAGCCCUCAUUUAUUAGUCUCCCCUCUGUCUGUUUUGCAUGUCAUCCCCUUGUUUAGAUUUCCUAUUUUCCUCAAUACUGUCUUUUUUCCAUCAC
Messenger RNA from Morone saxatilis (striped sea-bass), 4210 nucleotides. It is a transcript of the gene sema4d, whose product is annotated as sema domain, immunoglobulin domain (Ig), transmembrane domain (TM) and short cytoplasmic domain, (semaphorin) 4D. Gene Ontology annotation, biological process: axon guidance; positive regulation of cell migration; semaphorin-plexin signaling pathway. The record is from RefSeq and is a predicted model, not a curated record. The transcript is spliced from 17 exons. Gene Ontology annotation, molecular function: semaphorin receptor binding; chemorepellent activity. Bases 383 to 3040 code for a protein of 885 amino acids. NCBI's taxonomy places the organism in Eukaryota, Metazoa, Chordata, Actinopteri, Moronidae.